AGAAGCAGCAGCAGCACUAUCAGUCACAGCAGAGGCAGCAACGGCAACGGCAGCAGCAGCAGCAACAAACUCUCUCCUGUCUUUUUCUUUCCUUUCUGGAGUUGCUUCCUGCUCAGAGGACAAAAGCCAAGGAAGUAGAAGAGAAGUGAUCCGGGGCUGAUAGCUGCCAUUAAAAACAAAAACAAAACGCAGACCUGGCUGCCCCCAUGCCUAUCGAAUUUGUUUGCAAAAUCAAAUUUGCAGAGGAGGAUGAGAAGCAGAAAAGCAAGCAGGAUGGGGACAAGGAGAGCCUGAUCGAGGAGAGCUGCACACCUCCGGCUAAGGACUUGGCCGGAUUUGCUAACUCCUGCUCUCUUCAUGGGAUUAACCACAUCUUUGUCUCCGGUCGCCUGGGCAUCCGGCAGACUAUUUGGGCUCUUGCCUUUCUGACUUCCCUGGCACUGUUUCUGUACCAUGCGGCUAAGUGUGCCAUCUCUUACCUGGAGCACCCUCAUGUGACGGCUCUGAAUGAGGAGGCGAGCCAAGAGAUGGUUUUCCCCGCUGUGACCAUCUGCAAUAUCAACCGCUUUCGCUUCUCUGCGCUCACCGAUGCCGACAUCUACCACCUGGCAAACUUGACAGGACUGCCCCCCAAAAACAAGGAUGGGCACAAACCUACUGAUUUAAUGUAUCCCGCCCCUGACAUGCAGGACAUCUUCAACAGGACAGGACAUCAGUUAGAAGAGAUGCUCAAGAGCUGCAAUUUCAGUGGACAGAACUGUUCAGUCGAGGACUUCUCUGUGGUUUACACCAGAUAUGGGAAAUGCUAUACCUUUAAUGGCAACAAGACGACAUCCAGGAAAAGCAAGCAGGGUGGAAUGGGAAAUGGGCUGGAGAUCAUGUUGGAUAUCCAGCAGGAUGAGUAUCUGCCCAUCUGGAGAGAGACAAAUGAGACAUCCCUGGAGGCCGGCAUCCGAGUUCAGAUCCACAGUCAGGACGAGCCUCCCUACAUCCACCAGCUGGGCUUCGGCGUCUCUCCGGGUUUCCAGACCUUUGUUUCAUGUCAGGAGCAGAGGCUGACCUACCUGCCCCAGCCCUGGGGGAACUGCCGCUCCACCAGCAAAGAGAAGUUCCCGGGAUACGACACAUACAGCAUCAGUGCAUGUCGCCUGCUCUGCGAGACCAACGAGGUCCUGCGAGUGUGCAGCUGCAGGAUGGUGCACAUGCCCGGAACUGCAGAUAUCUGCCCUCCCAGUAAAAUCAACUGUGUUGAUAAAGCACUCGCCCAGCUACAGAAGAACAGUGGGGAUGCCUGUCCAUGCGAGACACCCUGUAAUCUCACCCGCUACGGUAAAGAGCUCUCCAUGGUCAAAAUCCCCAGCAAGGGCUCUGCUCGCUAUCUCUCCAGGAAAUACGACAAGUCAGAGGACUACAUCAGAGACAACUUCCUGGUCUUAGAUAUCUUCUUUGAAGCUCUCAACUAUGAAACAAUUGAGCAAAAAAAAGCCUACGAUGUUGCAGGUUUAUUAGGUGACAUUGGUGGACAGAUGGGCUUAUUCAUCGGAGCCAGCAUCCUGACAGUCUUAGAAAUACUGGAUUAUAUCUAUGAGAUGAUUAAGCACCGGCUACAACGCCUGCUGAGGCCCAAGAAAGAGGAGAAGAAGAACAAGAACAAGCCGCCGACCAGCACUGUUGCAACAGUGGGUCUCGAGGAAAUAAAAGCAAAGGAGCCGAAUGACAUGACACGGAGUCACCCAGAGGGGGCGUACGCCAACACGAUCCUCCCCAACCACCACCACCCUGUCCCACACCCCCACCACCACCACGCCGGGCACCACGGGGUAUUUGAGGACUUCGCUUGCUAGAACCAACCGUCGUCCUGGUGACGGCAAAAGAUUAAAAAAACGUCUGCGUUCAGAUCAAUAACGGACCCUUGGCAUUUCCGUCGCUCCUUUGCUGUCACCAGUGAAAAGCUCCAGCCAAAGUCUAACACCAAACUCGUGCUGCUAACAAAGCACUUGUACAUAUAGGCACAAAUUGGACACCGCUUUUUUUUUCUCUGGACAGGACACCUCUCAACUUUGUGCAUCAUGACCAAUUUUUGGUACAUGAUCACUACAACGGGACAAGAGGACUGUAUUUCACCUUGAUCAAGUUAAUACUAGAUUUAUUUAUUCAGCUAGCGUCUCUGAUUUAUUUCUGUCUGUAUCUCUCCAUUCAUCCCUUCUCCAACUGUUCCUCCCACUUCACGGAAAACACACUGUACCAUAGAAAGCCAUUACACAUUCUAAAUUAUGUAAUUAUUUAAAGAGAUACUAUUAUAUAUAUGUUCUAUAUUGUAUACAAGGUGACAAUACUUACAGAAAACAAAUCUUACUCGUGUUACAUCCAUCCAAAAUACGAGGGGAAUUAUUUAGGCUGAACUGUAGACCUUGGCUUUAGAUCUAGCAGCAUCUUUCCACAUGAUACACUUUGUCUGGUUUGUGGUUGAGGUGUUAGAGAGUAGCAUUGUACCUGUACAUAAAGUCCAACUUUAAAAUGAGAAAGUUCUAAAGUUCUGUUUCAAUGGUUGUCGUUUAUAUUCAGUUAAUAUAUAACUUAUGUAAUAUUAAUUUGAGUUAUUAAUAGAGAAGACUUUUAUAUGACAAUAGCGGUCAGGAUUGUAGCAAAUACUCACAUUUACAAUCUGCAGAUAUGUUAGACUGCCAAACAUCAAUCAAUACAUUUGUCCAGGAAACCAAAACGGACUGUAUGGAUCGUGACUAUUAUCUACAUUGUUUUCUUUUGUGUGUCCUGCUUUUUCCAAGACGACACACACAUCCUGGAUUAGGAGUUAUGUGUUCUAAGUACAACCGUUAUGAAAUGGUUGUACUUAGAUUCUUCUUCUUAUUCAAUGCAUUUCUGCCCACCGUCCACUCUUCACUUUGGUUAGCACCAUAACUGUAAGCUGACAUAAGCAAUAAGAAACAGAUUUUUUUUUUUGCUGAGUCAUCUCCUUCAGCUUGUGGGGCCUCUGUAGAAGUGCAGCAGCUAUUUACAAUAUGUGUGUGUGUGUGUGUGUGUGUGUGUGUGUGUGUGUGUGUGUGUGUGUGUGUGUGUGUGUGUGUGUGUGUGUGUGUGUGUGUGUGCGUGUGUUUGUUUGCAUGUGCACUUUAACAUUUUGCACACAUGACUGAGCACAUUAUAGGCUGAUGCGACUCUGUGGAAAAAAAAGGAAUGUUUGAAAAUCGACAUAGUUAGCAAAAAAAAGUGUAGAGUUUUAUUGCAGUAGUAAGGUUUUUAUCUAAUAAACGUAGAGUUAGGGCAGCGCAGAGUUAGAUUUCAAGAAUUGCUCUGGAAGCUGAAAUAUUCUUACUGGGUAACUUAAUCCUCAAUGGACGGGACAAAGACACUACUUUUUUUAAGAGCACAAGUUAGCAAAGUGUGAAUGAAAACUAAAAAAGGAGACUUUCACAUUGAUUCACUCAUAAUCAUGUCAUUACCACGGAGAGUCGGCUUGCCCAUUAGAACUUUAACAACACGUUACCCCGACUUUGUGAGGCUUUGGUUCUUCUUCUUUAGAACUAACUCUAUAAAUUGAGACAUUUUGGAUUUACACUGUUAAAAAAGCAACAACGGUCCUAACUAUACUGUCAUAUAAGUGGGACAAACCACAACACAGAAAGUAGUUCAGGUAUUAAUUUUCUUGCACAUUGUUACUGUCGGUGGUCAAAAAUGGGGUCCAGCUCUUUAAAACCACUUUGUAGUUCAGCAGUUUGAUCAUUUUAUUUUGUGUGUCGUCGCCAGAUGCUGAGACAUCUUCUUGUCCUUGUUUUGUUUUUAAUGGUACCCUCACCCAGACAUCUUUGUUUUGCCUAACAACCAUUUUUUCAGUGUUGUUCUUUUGUUUAUAUUGGUUGUCCUGUUUAAUAUAGAUUCAGUAGUAAAUUGGCGGUUGCUGUUGUUAUAGUCAUUUUUGUUAUGAUGUGACAACACAUCUUCUUGCACAUCACCAUUAAGUACUGAAAGUACCUGGAAUUUACAUCUAGCUUCAUCUCUUGCUCCAGGCACUCAAGAGGACCCAUGACAAUGGCUAAACGUUAAGUUUUGUUUAGUUCCUGCAGAGGAAAAUGGCUUUUGAUCUAAAUGUCUAAAUCUAAAUGAUAACAGGCUCUGGACUAGAUGGACAAAUUAGGUAAUCGAGACUAUUUGCCAUAACUUGAAAUGAUUUAACUGGACCUCACAAUUUAUUUCCUUUUUUCCUUUUUUCAAUUAUCAAUGGGCUUUAAUCUCAUAUUGCUUACAGUACAGACACACUUUAUAGAACUCUCUUAUUCGUCUUCAUUGAAGAAGCAUUGAGGAAUGUGCAUUCAGAAAUGAUGCAAUGCCAGAAAUGUGGUCUUUUUGAAUGAACUCUCAACCACAAAUACUUGACGUGUUGCCGUAUUAAUGCAGCAUAAUUUAUUACAUUUCCCCAUUCUCCACUAAUGUAUUCAGCAAUGCUGGGGUACAAUAAAGUGACUCACAUUCAGUUG
This is a messenger RNA of Cyclopterus lumpus (lumpfish), 4493 nucleotides long. RefSeq names its product acid-sensing (proton-gated) ion channel family member 4a (gene asic4a). The record is from RefSeq and is a predicted model, not a curated record. The transcript is spliced from 10 exons. NCBI's taxonomy places the organism in Eukaryota, Metazoa, Chordata, Actinopteri, Perciformes, Cyclopteridae. Bases 207 to 1844 code for a protein of 545 amino acids. Gene Ontology annotation, biological process: sodium ion transmembrane transport. Gene Ontology annotation, molecular function: ligand-gated sodium channel activity. Gene Ontology annotation, cellular component: membrane.